AUGUUCAUCUCGUCCUUGCUCCCCGGCCUCCUAGCAGUAGCCACUAUCGUCUCCGCCACCCCAGCCAACAAUCAGCGCGUUCACUAUGUCAUCAUCGGUGCAGGGCCGGCGGGAUAUGUGACGGCGGAAAAGCUGACGCAGAACCCUCGGGUGAUGGUGACUCUGCUGGAAGCCGGCCCUGAUGGCAGCACGGAUCCUCUGAUCACCACUCCGGCGAAGUUCUUCGAUACACAGGAGUACAUGUGGCCGUACAAUACCCAGCCAGAGCCCAACCUUGGGGGACUGACGCCGAAUCUGUGGCAGGGUCGGAUGUUGGGGGGAGGUUCCGGUGUCAAUGGCAUGCUAUACUGUCGGGGCUCUGCAUCGGUCUUCGAUGAAUGGGCGGAGAUCUCGGGAAAUAAAGGACUGGCAUGGCGGUCCCUUCUGGAGGACUUCAAGAAGACGGCCCACUACCGGUCUGAUCCGACCGAUUCUGAUUAUGCACAAGUGGUGGACCAGCAGGCGUUUGGCGACGGGCCUCUAGAGAUCACCCGCGCGCGGAAGCUCGUGUCGUUCGACGAGCCCUUUGCCAAUGCGCUCAAGAACACGCUGCACCUGGACGAGAUCGACAUGAUCUCCGGCACCGGGAUCGGGGUCAGUCUGGGACUCGAGACCAUUCGCGCCUCCAAUCGCACCCGGUCCUACGCUGUCAACGCAUAUGGCGAUCGCAUGGCAGGUCGACCCAAUUUUCGACUGAUCCAUGACGCCUGGGUGCAACAUAUCGGCUUCCACCGGCAGACGGCUCAGAAUGUCGUGUACACCAACCGUAGGAACCAGACCUUGACCAUCCAAGCCGACGAGGUCAUUGUGGCGGCCGGCGCCAUCAACUCUCCGCAGCUGCUGAUGUUGUCUGGCAUCGGGCCCAAGGAGAAGCUCGCCGCGUUGAAGAUCCCCCUCGUCGCCGACAUUCCGGAGGUGGGAGGCAACCUCUAUGACCACCACUACUCCGUGAUGCAGUUCCAGGCCGCCGCCAGCGUUGAGACUGCCUGGCAGUGGUCAGAGAAUGCCACCGGGGCAGCCAUCGCGCAGGCUCAGUAUACUCGGCAUGGAGGGGGCCCUCUCGGACGCAACAACGGCGACGUAUACGGUGCCCUGCGGCUGCCGGACGCGGUCUUCGAGGCCGUCAACAGCUCGCAUUAUCUUCAAUUGCCCCGGGGACCGACCCCAUGUGAUCUAUGA
Molecule: messenger RNA, 1218 nt
Organism: Aspergillus tanneri
Lineage: Eukaryota; Fungi; Ascomycota; Eurotiomycetes; Eurotiales; Aspergillaceae
Product: GMC family oxidoreductase
Exons: 1
Coding region: 1-1218 (405 amino acids)
Molecular function (GO): oxidoreductase activity, acting on CH-OH group of donors; flavin adenine dinucleotide binding
Source: RefSeq, a predicted model, not a curated record